GUGACGAAAACUACCUGCUUUACAAACCUGCAUAUGAGCUAACCGUCGCCAUAUGUGUGGUCACACCUUGACCGUUUUUAACCAGCAAGCUAAAUUCAAACUCCAGCAUGUCUACUUCAUUAACUGGUAGUAAACAACGCAGUUGGUUACAAAGAAGACCUCUACUUCGAGAUGCUUACUUCACGGACUUACAGAAGGGCAGUUACUUUGCUUUCAUUUACAGUAUCGUGGAAUGUGUAUUUAUGAUUUGUUUGGUGGUGUUCGAUAUCUAUUGCUUAGCUGAGGCACAGCCAGGAACAACCAACCAUCGAUACUUUGGUAUUAGUUUUCUUUUUGUAUACAGUGGAAAUGCUCAUGUUCGAAACCUUUUAAUUUUCUGCUCAGUAAUCUCAUUCUUUCUCGCUGUGUAUUUACUUGUGAGUUCAAUCAUCUUGAUGAAUGCUCUGAAAAAGGAACAUGAGCAAAAGUUUCUGCCUUGGUUAAUUGCUGCAUUUCUUUUCACUGUUUGGCGUAUUAUUGCAAUCAUAUUCCGCUCAAUAGCAAAUGAUAUUUAUUACAGUUACCACCAAGCCAUCCUAGUAAUUUGGAUCCUUCUUAUUGGAACAAAUGUAUUUUUUUGGCUAGUGGUUUAUUCUAACUACCAGGAGCUUGCAGAUAUAACCCGCUUGGAAGAUAUGGCAAAACUUAAGAUGGGAACAAUGAGCAGUCUUAAUGCAUCAAGAAGUCUUUCUCAUCACUCCAUCAAUUCAGUGAAAAACACUCAGUCAAACUCUCUUACACCUAGAGGCUCUAGUUCCACAGCCUCCGUAUAGAGGGCAAUCUAGAUGGAUCAUUUUAAGAAACUUUGUGUUCAAUAAUCAUGUUUCUCCUAUAAGGUGUAGGAAUCUCUAUUCUCUUUUCAGAGAUGAAAAUAUACCCUCUCUAGACUGAGAAUAAUCAUACUUGGUAAACAUCAUUCACAAACGUUUGAUCAUAUUUUAUAAGAUUAUCAAAAUCCACGACAUAGUUUACAUUAUAUCAUUAGUAAUUAUUAAGGCUUAUUCUCACAUUCUUUAUUAACCUAUGACUAUGUAGCCACUUGUGAAUCUAUUUUAUAAUGGUAUUUUAAACAGUGGAUGUAAGUGGAAAGCACAAAUGUUUAUAAUUGUUUUUGACAUAGACCAUGAGAAUUAUAUUUUUUAAGUUUACUGUUAGAUUUGCUUUCAUAUGUUAUAACAUCUGUGUUUCUGUACCAUUCCCAUGAUAGUUAGAGAAAAUAAACUGCGUAUGAUUUAUAGGUUUCAAUUGAAACAUUAGCCAAAUGAAACAUCUAACUAAAUGAAAAUAUAAUUACAUUAAUGAUAUAAAUGUACAAAUUUACUUGCAAACAAAAAACAGUUUUUUGUUUUUAUUAUCUGUUAAUAAUGAUGUAACAAAUGGUGUGAAAAACACUUUGGACUACAAGACAUAGCUAACAUGAAAUGACUCCAUUUUACCCCCCCCCAACAAUAGAUAUAUGUAUGUGCAGAAAUAAUAGAAAGAACAUUCCUGACAGUGUGCCUGUGCUUUUUUUGGUGGAUAAAAAAACACAAAUUAUAACUGCUAUGGGGCUUAGUGACUGUGGUUUGCAUUUUUAAUAGUUGUACAAAUAAUAAAAUAAUUCUUACCGUGAUUGAUACUGUUUCUAUUCUUGAUAACUUUGAUCAAUCAUCACGGCAUAAUUAAACUUAUGUAAACUUUAUAAUAUAUGAUAUUUUUAUAGCUUCUCCUCACACUUCUUGUUGAAGAUCACUUUGUGAAUUUUAUGUCUUUGUUUCAGAGCCAUCGAGAAAGUUUUAUUUUACUAUAACAGUUUCUAUUUGUUAAUUGUAUGAAAUAAUUAUUUUUCUACAUUCACUCUGAAACCUUGUUCAUCACUUUCCAUUGUUGUUGUUAUGUACAAGUGAGUCUUUCAUUAGAAAUAAAUAGAUUUCAGAUUUGU
This is a messenger RNA of Limulus polyphemus (Atlantic horseshoe crab), 1960 nucleotides long. RefSeq lists its product as uncharacterized. Bases 108 to 812 code for a protein of 234 amino acids. The transcript is spliced from 7 exons. The record is from RefSeq and is a predicted model, not a curated record. Lineage: Eukaryota; Metazoa; Arthropoda; Merostomata; Xiphosura; Limulidae.